Molecule: messenger RNA, 2245 nt
Organism: Botrytis cinerea B05.10
Lineage: Eukaryota; Fungi; Ascomycota; Leotiomycetes; Helotiales; Sclerotiniaceae
Gene: Bctif5
Product: Bctif5
Exons: 2
Coding region: 743-2026 (427 amino acids)
Biological process (GO): formation of cytoplasmic translation initiation complex; formation of translation preinitiation complex; translational initiation
Cellular component (GO): cytosol
Molecular function (GO): GDP-dissociation inhibitor activity; eukaryotic initiation factor eIF2 binding; translation initiation factor activity
Source: RefSeq, a predicted model, not a curated record
GAAACCUUUUAGCUGGAAAUUCUUUCAAACUUUCUUUUUCCCCCUCCACAACCUUCCUCUUUCUUUGCCUUCUGCCAAACAAACACAACACAACAAACAACAACUCCAUCAACAAUACAAUAACAUUUGUAUUGGAGAUUCUUUCAGUAGAAGAAAUUCCAUUUAAAAAGGUCCACUCUUCUCCAGUCCCAUCUAUCCCAAAUCGUCGGAAUCAAACAAAUCCUACAGCUCACAAAUCAAAUUUGUCCGAGAACACGUCAAGCAAGCACUUUUGCUUUUCGCUCUUGUACUUGUCGGAUAUCCAACCUUCAGACGUCAAAUCUCUCCAGCUUGCAUAUUCCACUAUCGGAAAGAAACUCCAUCUUUGCCAACAAGGAUUUUCUUCCCUUGAACUCUUCACCCAAAGCUAUCAGCACGUACAGUGAUACAUUUGCGUUAUAUGUAUCUCACACCCAACGCCAACGACCUCAGACAUCAGCCGCCCCUCGAGCUGCAACCAUUUCGCAUACCGCGGAAACCUUGUAGUUCUUACUUCAGUAGCAACGGCUAAGUAUUAUCCUACGAUUCGAAUGUUCCCGUAACCACCAACCAAAUUUUACCAACCUCAACCGACUUUGCCAUUUCAACGAGUUCAACUCUUCUGCAUGUUAUAUUUCAGAUCAUCGCAUUAUCUAAACAACACCUGCACGCCUUAACCUUGACGAAAAUACACAAUUCGACUCAACAUUACCCAUUAGCAAUCAUGGCUACCGUCAAUAUCCGCCGCGAUGUCAAGGACAACUUUUACAGAUACAAGAUGGAGAAGAUCCAAUCCAAAAUUGAAGGAAAAGGCAACGGUAUCAAAACCGUCAUCGUCAAUCUCACCAGCAUCGCCAAUUCAUUGGCCCGCCCAGGGGCAUAUGUCAUCAAGUAUUUCGGCUUCGAACUCGGGGCUCAAACCAACACCAACCCUGCCGAUGAUCGUUGGAUUAUCAAUGGUGCUCACGAAGCAAGCAAAUUGCAGGAUUAUUUGGAUGGCUUCAUCAAUAAGUUUGUGCUCUGCAAAGAGUGCAAGAAUCCUGAAACUGAAGUGAUCUUCAAAGAUGGGAACAUCGUCUUGGAUUGUAAGGCAUGCGGCAAACGUUCGAUGGUUGACCCUAGACUUAAGUUGAGCGGCUUUAUCUUGAAGACUCAACCAAAGAAGGGCAAGAAAGACAAAGCAGAAAAGAAGGCAGCUCGUAAAGCUAAAGCAGACAAGGGCGAAGCCAAGGACAACGAAAAUGCUAGUGGUAGCGAGAACGCAUCCGAAAAUGGAUCAAAUGACAACAAUGGCAACGGCGACGUCGCACUCGAUGCUCCAAGUGAUGAUGAGCUCGUUCGCCAAGCAGAAGAGCUUCAACAGUCUACUGAAGUUAAAGACGAUGACUGGGCAGUAGACAUGUCCCCAGAAGCUGUUAAGGCCCGUCAGCAACAGCUCCCUGAUGAUCUCAAGCAAAAGCUCGUCUUGGGUGGCGGUGGUGGGGACGAGGACGAUGAUGAAGAAGGUGGCGGAAACUCUACCUAUGAUCAGCUUGCAAACUGGAUUGAAGAACAGACUGCGGAGAAAGGUGAUGUCAGUAAGGUAGACGAUCUUCAAAUCUAUCUUAAGGCGAAAGAGCUAGGAAUCGAGGCGAAGCACCGCACUCUCGUUAUUCUUGCUCUUACACUCUUCGAUGACAACAUUGUGAAGCAAAUUCCAAAGCGAGCAGGCAUGCUUAAGAACAUGGUCACUUCUGAGAAACAUGAAAAGUCUCUCCUCGGUGGAAUUGAAAGAUUUAUUGGCCUCCGCGGUCAAAAGAACUCUGAAUUCUACGACAAAACAUCCAAUAUCCUCAUGGUUCUCUAUGAUCAGGAACUCCUCAGCGAAGAAGUCAUCACUAAGUGGGGUACUAAAGCCAGCAAGAAAUAUACCAAUGAUCUUGCCGUAAGCAAGAAAGUUCGCAAGUCAGCAGAGGGGUUCUUGAAAUGGUUGGCAGAGGCUGAGAGCGAUGAUGAGGACUCCGAGUAACAGGGUAAAAGUACCUUGAUCAAGUCCUUCAAGAGUGUCUUCUUUCAUUUCUAAAGUCUUGUCUUACAUAGUGUCAUUGUUAGGCCUUUAUGCUAUCUCGAGUAUCACGGGCUUAAAUACAUUCCAUAAAUCAUUUGUCUUGGUUGGUUGCUGCUGUCUUGAGGAUUGUCUAGCAUCUCUCAAAAGUCCCACACGUUGCUAAUAAACAAAUAUAUUCCA